ACGCCGGCGCUGAAUGGAAUCAUUAGCCCCCCUAAGCGCAUCAUGGUGCGAUUGCGAUUGACACCUUCGCGACUCCUGCUGGCCUUCCUCAUCUGCCUCCUGUUCUUCCUGUCCCCCAAGCUCCUCCAUCGCCGCCGUCGAUUCGAUAACAUCGACGCCAGCAUUGCCUCGGUCCAGCCAGCAGCAUCCUACGGCACCGAGUGCUCUCCUUUCAGCAGUGAUGGCCUCAAUGAUGUCGCCAUCGUGCUCAAGAUGACCACCGCCCAAGUCACUGCCCAGCUUCCCUCGUACCUGAGUCGCAUCGGCCGCUGUCUAACCAGCGAACACCUCCUGCUCUUCUCCGACCGCACCCAAGAGUACAAUGACCUCCCCAUUCACGAUGCCCUCAAAUACCUCCGCCCCGAGUACAAGUACCAAAACCCCGACUUUGAUCUCUAUGACCAGAUUCAGCGCGGCGAAACUGUCGACGCAACUCCUCUCGAUAAAUACAAGCAGAUUUUGAUCAUGGAGCAGACAUGGAAACAUCGUCCGCAGAAAGACUGGUUCGUCUUUCUUGAGCUUGACACCUAUGUCAAUUGGGACAAUCUACACCGUUUUCUCUCCCGCUUCGAUCCGAGCGUUCCGUACUAUUUCGGCUCGCCGGUAUUGCCGCGCAAGAAACCUUUUGCCGCUCAGGCCACCUCAGGCAUCAUCCUGUCCCGGGCAGCGCUGAAUAAGCUCAUGUCCAAGGGGCGUAUGUUUGCUGAAAAUCAUCACGCAGUAGGUACCCAUCUGUUCGGGCUGGAUUUGACACAGGAAACUCGUGGCGACCUCGUCCUUGCCAAGGUUCUCAAGCAAAGUGGUGUCUCCCUUCGUGGCUAUGAUCCCGCCUUCACCAACGAUUCCCCAUCUACAAUCCGCUUCGGCUCCUCACAAUGGUGCGAAGUGGUCAUAACCCUACAUUCCAACGACUCAGAACUCGCCCGCUGGGAAACUACCCGCCAAACUCCCGCCACCCCCCUCACUUUCGCCGAACUCUUCACGCACAUUGAGCCAUCCCUCCAACCGCGCAUCGAUGAUUGGACAAACCUUUCCGAGAAGGUCAUCGGUCCUGCGACGACCGUCGAUGCAUGUCGCGCGGCGUGCGCUAGAGAUAAAAAAUGUAUACAGUUCGAAUAUGUGGGAGAGUCGUGUCGGAUAUCGCACGGCGUGCGCCUGGGUUACGCACAUCCGCCAACGCCAGAGGACGAUCGGAAGACGACAGCUGGGUGGAUGGUGGAGCGAAUCCCUGCGUUUAAGCAACUACAAUCCCGCCGGUGCAAAGGCGCGCAUCUUGUUCGUGCGGAUCCUUGA
Periconia digitata is the source of this 1332-nucleotide messenger RNA. The record is from the annotation of a GenBank genome assembly. NCBI's taxonomy places the organism in Eukaryota, Fungi, Ascomycota, Dothideomycetes, Pleosporales, Periconiaceae.